UACUUUUAUAUACAAAUUUCCUUCAAGAACACAACUACUAAACUCUUGAAUAGAAGAGAAACUCAAGAAAACAAAGAUGAAAAUUCAAAGAAAACAAAGUGUAGUACUAGUACCACUUCCAUGCCAGGGGCAUUUAACACCAAUGUUGCAGCUUGGAAGUAUCCUUCAUUCUCAAGGCUUUUCUGUUAUAAUAGCACAUCCUGAAUUCAAUACUCCUAAAUAUUCUAAUCAUCCUGAAUUCGUCUUCCAUUCUAUGGAUGACGUAUUAAAGGGAAUUAACAUAUCGUCACCGAGUCUAGAGAACAUAUAUGAUUUGAAUGAGAACUGUAAGGUGCCCCUCAGAAACUACCUUGUUAAGAAGAUGAAAGAGGAAGGUGAUCAGCUUGCUUGUAUCGUUUAUGAUAAUGUCAUGAUUUUCGUUGAUGAUGUAGCCACUCAGUUAAGGCUUCCCAGCAUUGUCCUGCACACUUCCAGUGCUGCAUAUCUGCACUCCAUGAUCACCAUUUAUCAGCAACCAGAAAAAUAUUUUCCUUUCGAAGAUUCUCAGUUGUUGGAUCCGUUACCAGAGCUUCAUCCCUUGAGGUUUAAGGAUGUACCAAUUCCUACUGUUAAUAAUACAGUUGCAGAACCGGUACUAGACUUCUUUAAAGCAAUCAACAAUAUAGGGUCAUCUGUUGCGACUAUUUGGAACACGAUGCAAGACAUGGAGAAUCCAAUAUUGUUACGCCUUCAAGAACAUUACAAGGUGCCCUUCUAUGCAAUAGGCCCUUUUCACAAAAUGGCGCCUAUGGCCUCAUCGACUAGCAUACUACAAGAAGAUGAUAGCUGCAUCAAGUGGCUCGACAGACAAGUUCCUAACUCUGUUCUUUAUGUCAGCAUAGGUAGCCAAAUGAGGAUUAAUGACAAAGAGCUAACUGAGACUGCUUGGGGAUUAGCUAAAAGUGAUCAACCAUUCUUGUGGGUUAUUAGACCGGGCUCUGUCUCUGGCUUUCAAUGUGCUGAGGCACUGCCUGAUGGUUUUGAGAAAAUGGUAGGAGAAAGAGGACGAAUAGUGAAAUGGGCGCCACAAAAACAGGUGCUUUCACAUCCCGCGGUAGCAGGCUUUUUCACUCAUUGUGGUUGGAAUUCUACGCUUGAAAGUAUUUUGGAGGAAGUCCCUUUGAUAUGCAGGCCAUUUCUAGCAGACCAGCCGGUGACAGCUAGGUAUCUGAGCCACAUGUACAAGGUUGGGUUCGAAUUGGAGGUUAUCGAGAGAACGGUCAUAGAGAAAACAGUAAGAAAGCUCAUGUUAAGUGACGAAGGCAAAGAUCUGAAGAAAAGAGUUGUAGACAUGAAACAAAAGAUAGUUGUUGGAAUGCAGAUUGAUGGUGCUUCACAUAAGAAUCUGAAUGAUUUGGUAGACUUCAUUUCUGCCUUGCCAUCACGGCUCCCUCCGCCAACACCUGUUGUUGGAGCAUUCGAUACAUCAAGCAAGUGUAUCAGAGAGUCCUGAAGUUAGAAGAAUUACAUAUUUUUGUUGCCUGCUAGCUUGGCAAGACAACAAGUCCUUUAAUCACAAAGGAAGAAUAAGACUAGAAUCACAAGACUUUCUUAUUUUGGUCUAUUGAUUUGCUUAAUAAGUUGGGAACUUUGACAUAUUGUUUCCUAAUUGUUAGAACUUAGAUAUAUUUACUCUUUGUUAUCCCUAUGUUAAAAACAUAAUAUGUAGUAUUCAACGAGGGAACUAGUAAA
This is a messenger RNA of Solanum pennellii, 1731 nucleotides long. RefSeq names its product UDP-glycosyltransferase 76E1-like. Lineage: Eukaryota; Viridiplantae; Streptophyta; Magnoliopsida; Solanales; Solanaceae. The record is from RefSeq and is a predicted model, not a curated record. The transcript is spliced from 2 exons. Gene Ontology annotation, molecular function: UDP-glycosyltransferase activity. Bases 77 to 1492 code for a protein of 471 amino acids.